AUGGAUUUGUUCAAGCGGGACGGUGGCGACAUAUACCUCUCACCUCGCGGUGUACAAGGUCUGACUUGCAGUGUUGUCUUUACAGCACUAGCAACCAUCUUUGUGGGUCUGCGUCUAUAUACCCGGGUCAAAAUCAUGAGGAGGAUGGAGUCGAAUGACUGGAUGGUUGUUAUCGCCCUAGUUAACGCGUAUAUUUUCAUGGGCUUGGAUAUGGUUGAGGCUACCAGUGGCAUGGGAAUGCAUCUCAAAAACAUCCCACCAGCGAUCCUCGAGAGGCAGAUGAAGGCGUUCUGGCUCACAAUCCCCUUCUACAAUGCCGCCGUUCUCUGCGCAAAAGCAUCCAUCCUCAUGCAAUACUUCCGCGUCUUCCCUACACAACGCAUGCGACUCGUUUGUUGGAUAAUGAUCACAAUCCUUGCGAUAUACGGUACAUGGGCAGUAAUCAGCGCAUUCUUGAACUGCAUCCCCGUCGCCAAAUUCUGGGACGACUCGAUUCCCGGAUUCUGUCUAAGUAAACCUGGGCUCUGGUUCUCGAAUGCCAGUAUGCAUAUCACCACCGACCUUGUCAUCUUGAUUAUCCCCAUUCCGGCUCUCAUCGCCAUCGAGAUACCCCGGAAGCAGAAAUUGGCGUUGAUGAUCUUGUUUGCAUUGGGUGGGUUCGUUUGUGUGACCAGUAUUGUCCGUCUGGUCAGUUUGAAGACGAUCUCCGACUCGACAGAUCCAACAUGGGAUAAUGUGGGUGCUGCGUCGUGGUCCGCGAUUGAAUGCAAUACGGGUAUCAUCUGUGCUUGUCUACCCACUCUGAAACCGCUUAUUUCUAAGCUUGCGCCUGGUCUUUUGUCUACAUUGAAUGGAAGCCGUCGACAAAAGAGUGAGCAUUUGUCGAAUUCUCGGCGAACUACAACAUGGAAUGAUGGUUCUACGCUUGGGGCACCAGCUGAAGACCAUGAGUACGGUGCUGGAGAUCCCGAACGAAUUCUCGAGCUUGUUCCCAGUGGUGCUGCCAAAUAUGGAAGACGUUGGUCUAAAGAAGACAAGAUUAAGGGUUUGGGCGUCCCUGAUAUUACAGAAAUUACCGGACUUAGGGACUCAGAGUACACUGGCCAUCAUCAGCAUACCGUCUCUGAGACGUCUGUCUAUUCGCGGAAUUGA
Molecule: messenger RNA, 1152 nt
Organism: Penicillium pulvis
Lineage: Eukaryota; Fungi; Ascomycota; Eurotiomycetes; Eurotiales; Aspergillaceae
Exons: 3
Coding region: 1-1152 (383 amino acids)
Source: RefSeq, a predicted model, not a curated record